Guyanagaster necrorhizus is the source of this 620-nucleotide messenger RNA. Its product is annotated as putative RPL28-60S large subunit ribosomal protein L27a.e. The transcript is spliced from 5 exons. Gene Ontology annotation, cellular component: ribosome; cytosolic large ribosomal subunit. Gene Ontology annotation, biological process: translation. Gene Ontology annotation, molecular function: structural constituent of ribosome. The record is from RefSeq and is a predicted model, not a curated record. Bases 43 to 486 code for a protein of 147 amino acids. NCBI's taxonomy places the organism in Eukaryota, Fungi, Basidiomycota, Agaricomycetes, Agaricales, Physalacriaceae.
GCAUCGGCCAACUGAGAUCCUCAAACCUCCCUCAAGAAAACAAUGCCGACACACUUGUCGAAGACUCGCAAGCACCGUGGACACGUCUCGGCUGGUCAUGGACGUGUAGGAAAGCACCGCAAGCAUCCCGGAGGUCGUGGUUUGGCUGGUGGUGCUCAUCACCACAGGACGAACUUUGACAAAUACCAUCCUGGUUACUUUGGUAAGGUUGGUAUGCGCCACUACCACCUCACGCGCAAUCAGUUCUGGCGUCCAAUCAUCAAUGUCGAUAAGCUGUGGAGUUUGGUCCCUGCUGAGGAGAAGAAGGGCUUGACAGAGGACUCGGAGGUGGUUCCCGUCAUUGACACCCUGCGACAUGGCUACGGCAAGGUCUUGGGCAACGGACAGCUGCCCAAGCUGCCAUUCAUCGUAAAAGCCCGCUUUGUGUCAGCAAUUGCAGAGCGAAAAAUCAAAGAGGCCGGUGGUGUCGUCUCAUUGAUAGCAUGAGCCUCUGUACUCUUUCAUUUCUGCUAUUCUAUGUCCUAUAUCCGUGACAUGAAUUAAGGCCAUGCAUCCGAUGAAUAUGUGUUCCAGAUGAGCCCAGGUCGCGGCAUCAUUCAAUCUCACUCGUGGUAUACAUC